This is a messenger RNA of Thalassophryne amazonica, 2592 nucleotides long. RefSeq names its product T-box transcription factor 16 (gene tbx16). Gene Ontology annotation, molecular function: RNA polymerase II cis-regulatory region sequence-specific DNA binding; DNA-binding transcription factor activity, RNA polymerase II-specific. The transcript has 9 exons. The record is from RefSeq and is a predicted model, not a curated record. Gene Ontology annotation, cellular component: nucleus. Lineage: Eukaryota; Metazoa; Chordata; Actinopteri; Batrachoidiformes; Batrachoididae. Bases 800 to 2197 code for a protein of 465 amino acids. Gene Ontology annotation, biological process: heart morphogenesis; pattern specification process; regulation of transcription by RNA polymerase II.
AAAAUUAUUUAUACAUUCGUAUGUUUUUAUGUCAUCUCUUUUUGGAUAGGGCCAAUUUGAUGUCAAGCGUCACACUGCGUACAAUUAAAUAAGUAAACAAUCAUUGACAGUAAAGUUGUCCAUGUGAAGUAGUGUCAUGGGCCACAUCUGGCCCCUGGGCCAGCAGUUUGAGCUCCCUGCUUUUAAAAGGUCAGAAGUUUUGAGUUCUAUUUUUCACAGUUCCCAUUUCAUUUUCAUAAAACAAAAAUCCUUUAAUCACUGCACACAGCAGAUUGGCACAUUUAAAAGCAGGUUUUCUCUCCCUCUCGCUCCCUGAAUCAUACUGAGUACAGACGCACUGUGAGAUAUUUUAUCGUGCGGUUCUGUGUGUGUUAUUUCCACAGAAUCUGGUCCCGCCAGAAGCUCGGAUCUGCAGCAGGGGAGUGCGUCCGUAUUUGUUUUAAAGUCUCUUAGCCAGUUAAUAAAGAUGCAUUUCCUCCGUCCCCCUUCCUGUGCGGACGGUAUCAAGACUCUGUUAAGUUUCUUUGAUUUCCAGCCCCCUCCAAUCACAGCAGGACCCUGACUCAUCACUGCCAUACUUCAAAGCCUGGGAAUGGCCCUCCUGACCCCGCCCACCCCACUGGCCCUCUUAAAAGUCAUGGUCAGCCCAUCCUGCAGGACUGAAACAUCUGACUGGACUUCUUGAGCUGCAGGAUUUAUGCAAGGAGGGAACACUUUUCUCUAUUUCUGACACUUGGAUUUGCUGCAUGGUUGGCACUUUGCACACGAAUGUGCACGCAGCUGCCGCUGAUUCUGAAGCAUGCAGUCCAUCAGAGACUUGAAGCCCAACUUCAGCGGGCCUCCUCCUGCCGCCCUGGCUGCAGGCCCUGAGUCCUACCUGCAGGGCAACAUCAGGAUGACUCUGGAGGAUUCUGACCUCUGGAAGACCUUUCAUGAAAUAGGAACAGAGAUGAUCAUCACUAAACCGGGCCGGAGAAUGUUUCCGCACUGUAAAGUGAAUCUGUCCGGUCUUAUUCCAUGUGCAAAGUACAUCCUGUUGGUGGACAUGAUCCCUCAAGACGGCUUCAGGUAUAAGUGGAAUAAAGAGAAAUGGGAGGUGGCAGGAAAAGCGGAGCCUCAGCCUCCCUGCAGGACCUACCUCCACCCAGACUCCCCAGCCCCGGGGAGCCACUGGAUGAAGCAGUCUGUCUCCUUUCUCAAGCUCAAGCUCACCAACAAUACGCUGGACCAGCACGGCCACAUCAUCCUGCACUCUAUGCACCGCUACCACCCGCGUUUCCACAUCGUGCAGGCAGAUGACCUGUUCAGCGUCCGCUGGAGUGUUUUCCAGACGUUUACCUUCCCAGAGACCUCCUUCACAGCUGUCACCGCCUACCAGAACACCAAGAUUACCAAACUGAAGAUCGAUCACAACCCUUUUGCAAAAGGUUUCCGGGAUGAAGGCACGAACAAAAAAAGGCGUGCAAACAAGACCUCAGCGGCCUCAACAGCAAACCAGGAUGAGCACCAUUUGAGCAGAGACUCUGAGGAGGACAGUUCCCCAGAUUUCUGUCAGCCGACAUAUGAGGGCUAUAACAGAGGAGAAGGAGAUGCCCCAAAAAAGGAUGAGGUUGAGGUGGUGAAAGAGGAGCGGUACUCCCCCUGGACCGCUGAGAGGGAGCACAGUAUGAGGACCGAGUCUCCUGCUGGGACGGAUUCCAGAGACAUGUACAACGCAGAGCAGCUUGUGCCAGCUCCAACCACAUACCAGCCUUACAGGUUCCAUGAGUACGGAAAGUCACCGUCUCCUUCCUCCAGUGUCGGCAGCAGCAACGGUGGAUCGGGACGAACCAGCUAUGAGUCCAGGGUCCUUGAUGUCGCCACUGUCCCUGACCAUGAGUCUACAAAGCCACGCCCACAUGAGGUCAGCUCUUCCUCCUGCGGCCCCCAGCACCUUUCCAGCCCCCAGGACUACACCGGGGUGCUCAACAUGACCAUGACUCAGGGCAGCAAGCCGGGGGUGAUUGGCCACCAUAUCUACAACCCUUACGGUGCCGAGCAGCCGCUCAGCCAAUGGAGCGGCGCCGGUCCUGCUCAGUAUCCACCUCCUCACCACCUGACCACUGAGUACACCACGCAAGCUGUGCACCACAGCUAUCACCAUGGCAACAUGGCUGAGUGGAGCCAGUAUCCGCUGUUCUCUUACUCCUGCUGGUGAAAGGAUCUCUGAUGAGGAGACUCGUUAACUGUCUUUAGCAGCGCUGCUCCGCCAACACGUCAAUCCAGUACUCACAGCCGUGAGAAUGCAUGCCCAGGCGAGGCGGCGGGCCAGAGGCCUGUCACAAAUAUAGAAAAUGUGAAAUGUGAAAAAGAAUUAAGAGCAGCCUGUCGCCGUCAUGUGUUCAGACUGACUGCUUUGUUCACUACCCAGAAUGCAUCACACCACGCUGAUCAUUUGAAACUACUACUAAUCGUCUAUUUAUUUGUUUGUUCUCAUGUCAUCUCCAUGUGUAAAUAUUUUUGUAAAAAUGAGAAUAAAACAUACGUGAGUGAUUUAUGAUUUAUGUCCAUCUUAAAAAUUGCGAUGUGAUCUGAAAAUAAAAGCUAAAAUGU